AUGAUGAGAAAGAGGGACUCAUCGUCGGGUGGAGGUGAUGGUGGUGAGACAUCAAGGGCUGAAUUUGAAGUUUUCUUGAGUUUUAGAGGCUCAGACACAGGCCUGACUUUUACAGAUUGUCUCUAUCACUCAAUGGUUAGAGCUUGGAUUCGUGUGUUUAGAGAUGCUGAAGAGAUCAGAAUAGGUGAAGAGAUUGGAGGAGAGCUUCUGCGUGCAAUCAGCUCGUCUAAAAUCUAUAUGCCAAUCUUCUCUAGAAAUUAUGCUUCUAGUGCAUGGUGUCUUCGUGAACUUGCAUACAUGUUGGAGUGCUGGAGAAAUAGAACAAAUGACAAAAUGAUCAUUCCCAUUUUCUAUGACGUGGAUCCCGAUGAUGUGAAGCUGAAAACUGGAUUGUACUUUGAAGCUUUGGAAAAGCAUGGUGACAAGUUUGGUUGUGAUCAAGUGCAGUGUUGGAAGAAGGCUGUCAUAGAGGUUGCUCGCAUCAAGGGAUGGCACUUGAAGGAUCAAGGGUAA
Molecule: messenger RNA, 513 nt
Organism: Eucalyptus grandis
Lineage: Eukaryota; Viridiplantae; Streptophyta; Magnoliopsida; Myrtales; Myrtaceae
Product: disease resistance protein RUN1-like
Exons: 1
Coding region: 1-513 (170 amino acids)
Biological process (GO): signal transduction
Source: RefSeq, a predicted model, not a curated record